This is a messenger RNA of Astyanax mexicanus (Mexican tetra), 3182 nucleotides long. RefSeq names its product chemokine (C-X-C motif) ligand 12b (stromal cell-derived factor 1) (gene cxcl12b). Gene Ontology annotation, cellular component: extracellular region. NCBI's taxonomy places the organism in Eukaryota, Metazoa, Chordata, Actinopteri, Characiformes, Acestrorhamphidae. The transcript is spliced from 4 exons. The record is from RefSeq and is a predicted model, not a curated record. The coding region runs from base 150 to 449 and encodes 99 amino acids. Gene Ontology annotation, biological process: defense response; positive regulation of cell migration; chemotaxis. Gene Ontology annotation, molecular function: chemoattractant activity; chemokine activity.
UUAACACUCUGCUGCGCUCUGAGGCACCACACUGUGUUCUGGAAUCAAGCCGCGAGAAACACAAAGGCUCUCAACACACACGUACACACGCGUUCUCAUCCCACACACACACACACUCGCUCUCUCUCUCACCACCUUACACUCCCACAAUGGAUGUGAAAGUGCUGGCAGUGAUGGUGAUUCUGACGGUGGCGUUGUGGACCCCGGAGACUGACGCUAAGCCCAUCAGCCUGGUGGAGAGGUGCUGGUGCCGCACUACCCACAACACUGUCCCGCAGAGAAGCAUUCGCGAAAUCAAGUUUCUCCACACACCCAACUGCCCCUUCCAAGUCAUUGCCAAGCUGAAGAAUGGAAGGGAGGUCUGCAUCAACCCCAAGACCAAAUGGCUGCAGCAGCACCUGAAAAACGCCAUUAGCAAGAUAAAAAAGUCGAGAAAGCGUGAGGACUAAGGGAAAAGGUGUGUGGAGAGGAGGAAAUUGGUGUGUGUCUCUCACCUCUGCGGAGAUACUAUAUAACACAAGUGCACCUUGCUCACACACACACUUAAAACACACACACACACACAAUCUCCGGACUGCUUGCACAAACAGCACUUCGCCUCAAACGCCUUUACUUCUGCACCGAGCUGGACUGCAGCUCCACCGGAGCCAACAAGGCUUUGUUUUUGAUUUUUGAUGUAGGAAGAGCAGUAAAAUAUGACCUGUGCCUUCGGGUCUGUUAUCAGCUGAGAGAGAGAGAGAGGACACUUCUGAAUUUAAUGUUGGGAGGGUGAUAUAUUUAUGAAAGGAUGAAUAAAGAGACCGUUAUGGAGGGAGUGAGACACAAAAGAAAGACAGAAAACAAAAGGUAUAAGAGAGAGAGAGAGAGAGAGAGAGAGAGAGAGAGAGAGAGAGAGAGAGAGAGAGAGGGACCUGGCAGGGUGAAGACCGAGCAGACUGCCACAUGCUGUCCUACGGCUGCUGCUGUAUCCUAUUAAAGAAAUAGUUUGGCAAAAUAAAUAAUCUAUAGAACUUUAAGAACUACAGGAGGUAGGAUAUAUGAAUGUCAGUGAUGCCCUCAUCAGAGUCAAUGGUGGGACCAGGAGGGGAUAAACAUGGGCCUCAUAUGGGUUAAACACUGCAAAUGAGGUGUAGAUGGGGCCCACUGGGGACAGCAGGAACACAUUUACAAACACUGAGUCCAUGCCCACCUAACACCCACCCACUCCACAUUCAACCAAUUAGAGCCUCACAUUACUGUGUUGGCAAGGAAGGUUAAUUUAGCUAAUUUAGCCAGUAAAAAAACCUUUACACCAUCAACUACAAUCAUGAAAACCUAUUUUAAACCUACUUGCUUGUGUUGUUUCUGACACUGGAUGACACACUUACAGGGGUUGGACAAUGAAACUGAAACACCUGUCAUUUUAGUGUGGGAGGUUUCAUGAUUAAAUUGGAGCAGCCUGGUGAUCAAUCUUCAUUAACUGCACAUUGCACCAGUAAGAGCAGAGUGUGAAGGUUCAAUUAGCAGGGUAAGAGCACAGUUCUGCUCUAAAUAUUGCAAUGCACACAACAUUAUGGGAGACAUACCAGAGUUCAAAAGAGGACAAAUUGUUGGUGCACGUCUUGCUGGAGCAUCUGUGACCAAGACAGCAAGUCUUUGUGAUGCAUCAAGAGCCACGGUAUCCAGGGUAAUGUCAGCAUACCACCAAGAAGAACCAACCACAUCCAACAGGAUUAACUGUGGACGCUGUAAGAGGAAGCUGUCUGAAAGGGAUGUUCGGGUGCUAACCCGGAUUGUAUCCAAAAAACAAUAAAACCACGGCUGAUCAAAUCACGCAGAAUUCAAUGUGCACCUCAACUCUCCUGUUACCACCAGAACUGUCCGUCACCACAAUCAAUUAUUGUGCUCUAAAACCAGGUGUUUCAGUUUCAUUGUCCGACCCCUGUAUAUUGAUUAAACAUUACCUAAAGUAUAUCCAAAAUUCAGACCUUAAGGAAAUCAUCACUGCUAUAACAUAAUUCUGUUCAUUUUUGAAGCUAAAAAAAAGAAUAAGUAAAUUAAUAUUUUUUCUAAUAUUUCUCAUUAUAAAAUAGUUGAAUGAAUAUUAUAAACCCUAUUUAUCCUAUUUAAAUGUUUGAGUCAGUUUAUGUACUGAAAAUAGUGUCUUGUUAACUUCACUUUAGCUUGAUAAGCGUAUGCCUGUGAGGUGUUUGCUUUAGCUGAGUAAUAAUCACAUAAACAUGUAAAGUGUUAGUGCCGGCUCACUGCGUAAACACUUAGUCAGGCAGACUAUUUCAUCAUUAGCUUGGGUAUUAGCAGUUUGUGGCAGCUCAGUGUCUUCACUUAUAGUCAAGCCCUUUGUUUUAGCUUAUAGCGAAAGUGAAAUAUCAUUAGCUUGUGUGAUUAGCGGUUAGCAGGCAGUCUUCUAGGUGUUUAAGCUCAUAAUGUCAGUGAAAUAUCAUUAGCUUGCAAGACUUUACAAUCAUCAAGUCAGCAUCAUGCAGUGUGAGAAUUAUCCUAGCAGCAAGUCUGUUUAAGAUCAGCUAAAUAUUACAUUAUCUGUGAUUUAGGUUUUUUUUUUUUUUUUUUUUUUGCCAAACUACUGCUUUAAGAGGCACAAGUUACAGGAUGAUCUUCCACUGGGAAAGCCACGCACUGACUUUUGUUUAAGAUAAACAAUGACAAUGCAACUUUAAGAUGCAAUGCAAUUCACUCUGGGCAGCUGAAAACAUCUGCUUCUUACAUAUAUCAUACUGUGUUCAUGUUCCAACCGAGGCUUUGAUCUGUUCUAUUUCCACCACGGACCAUGCUAUUGAUGUAUUGAUCAAAAUGACAUUAUAAACAACAACAAGUGUAUCAUAUUUAGCGAGAAUGUAAAGAUCAGUACUCAAUGGCUCUACUCUCUACAGGGACCAAGUGUUCUCCACGCUGCAGGUUAUUAAGCUAAAUGAAUGGAAUUCUGUACAUAUUCAGAGUAUUUAGUAAUAUUGUGUUGUUUGGUCUAGUAUUAAGAAAAGCUAAAUGUUAUGAUUAGAAAAAUGUUUUUAGCACCAUUUAACAGUUCUCCAAUAUUUCAAAACAAAAACGCAUUUGUCUCUUACUGAGCCACUUUAUACGUGAGAUGAGUUUCUACUCUGUCAAUUUAUUUUUAUAUUUGUGCAUUGUAUAAUCUUAAUAAAUGAAGGGUUUUCUUCCAAAAUGCA